Ziziphus jujuba (common jujube) is the source of this 426-nucleotide messenger RNA. RefSeq names its product L10-interacting MYB domain-containing protein-like. The transcript is spliced from 2 exons. NCBI's taxonomy places the organism in Eukaryota, Viridiplantae, Streptophyta, Magnoliopsida, Rosales, Rhamnaceae. The record is from RefSeq and is a predicted model, not a curated record. The coding region runs from base 1 to 426 and encodes 141 amino acids.
AUGAAGCAAAUUAAGCAGAAAUUCAAUAGGCUUCGAAGUAAGCAUCGUGAGUUUAGUGAGCUGUUGCAACAUACUGGAUUUGGUUGGGAUGCUGAAACUAAUACUGUGAAUGCUACAGAUGAAAUGUGGCAAAACUAUAUAUGGGUGCAUCCUAAAGCAACUCAAUUUCAAAAGAAAGGAUGUGAGCAUUACAAGCUAUUAAGAAUUAUAUUUAACAAGUCAACUGCUACUGGAGUGUUUCGUCAUGCAUCUACUAGUGAUCCACCCAAUACUGAUGAUGAGAUGGAAUUGGAGGCUGAGAGUGCACAUGUUAACAUUAGACGUGAUGAUCCCUUUUCUACUCUCGAUAAAUUAACAAGCAAUUUAAGGAAAUGCACUGCAUCAUCUAGCUCAGAACGUAGAAGUAAAAAGGAAACUAGGUCAUAA